UGCAAUACUUCAAGUAAUGACUGUAGAAAGUUUUCUCAUAAAAGCUUUGUUUUAAUUAUUAUUCAUUUAUUAAUAAACAAUUGUAAAAACUUUAUUUAUUUUUAUAAUUAUUUUUAUACUUUAAAUAUUAAAUUGUUAGUUUAAUAUUUGUAGAAUUUUUUUCGACAAUAAGUUUGUGUUUACUCUGUCAAUACAUAUACAUAUAGUAUAGUUCAUUUGUAUGGUGUAACCUAACCCUCAAUUUGAGAAAACAGCUGCUUUGCACAGCUGUGAUUAAUAUUUUGUUAUUAAAUGUUUUCUUUUAUUAUGUUUCAAGCACGUAAAUGUAUUUUUUAUGUCCACUUCUAUUUGUGAAAUAUACAUUUUUAGUUGAAAUUUGUUGAAUAUUUCGGAUUAUGAAAAUAUAAACGGACAAAAUAUGUCAGGAAAAGGAAAACUCAACUCUAAAAAGACGCCCGUAAAGAUGCGUGAAGGAAAUAAAUCUUCUCAAACUCCAGUACAAACUCCAGACACUAGUUCUGACGCUACAGAUUUAUCGCUUUCAAUCCCAGUUAUUAAAACUACUGAUAACAGUAAAUUAUUACCAAGAUAUACAAGUGUUCUUCAACGUACCAAUGAAGAUAGCGUUGGAAUGGAAGACUUGGAUACGCUUCAGCUAGAAUUAGAAACUCUACUUUCAUCAGUUGUUGUUAGAACUCGUUUACUACAAGAAGAAAUUCAAUGUUUAUCAUCAGCCGAAGAAAGACGAGAUAAACGAUCUAAAAGUGGCAAAGGUUUAUCUUUUGACAAAAAAUUGAGAGAUGAGAAACUCAGAGGCAAGGAUAGUUAUUUAAAAACUCAUUCACCUCUUUCAACUAAGCUAUUGAAAGCUAAAGUUGCAGGAAAUUCUAAUAAUCAAAUAGUACCAAAUCCUCAUGAAAUUGUCAGAGUUGAAGGAUCUAAAACAGAUAUACCAAAGCUUCUAUUACCUAAAAAUGAUACAACUAAUAAAUUUUGGGCUUCUGUUGAUCCCUAUUGUGCUGAUAUCAUGCCAGAUGACAUUAAAUUACUGGAAGAGUUGAUAGCAACUCAUUCCGAUUUAGGAGAAUUUAAAAAAAUUCCUCCUCUCGGAAGACAUUAUAGUUAUACUUGGGCACAUAAUGAUUUACUUCAAGAUGAUGAAGCAGGAAAUCCGAGUAAGGAUAAAAAAAAAAGUAAAACAGAUGUAUCUUCGUUAAUGGCUAAAGUUGAUAAAAAAGCUUCAGGAAUAGCAGGGCCUCUAACACAACGUUUAGUUUCUGCUUUACUUGAAGAGAACGUUUAUGUUGCUAAUAAUAAUGCUGAUAAUAAAUUGUUUAGAGAUGGUGAUGCAUCUCCAGUACUUCGUGAUCUGACUAUUCAAAAUUCAAUGAAUUUAGAAAUGAGAAUGCAUAAGGAACUAGUAGAACAAGGUAUUUUAGAACCAGACACCCACAGAAAGAAAGAAGAAGACGACGAAAUUCUUGCUGAAAUAAAGAGAUGUCAGCAAGACUUAAUGACGUUAUCUAGUCAUAAUGUAGCUCAGUUAAAAAGAUUAUUAAAUCUUGCACAAGAAGAGAGCAAACGCCAAGCUCUCAAGCGAAAAAUCAGUAUAGUAGAUAAUGAAGUUGUAGAACAUUAUAAUAAAUUGAUUAUGGCGAAACAAAGAAAAGUACCUUUGACAAAAAAAGAGCAAGAAAAAGCUUGGGCUAGUCUUCGAGAACGAGAAGUUCUACUUCAACAACUCAAUGUUCUACCGUCCAACAGCAUCGGCGAACCUGUUUCUGCACGACCCGCAACAACUUAAUUUAAAUCAUACUACAAAUCAGUUGUAGAAACAUUUCUUAAUAAUACAUUAUAUUUAUGCCUAUUGAAAUCCUGUAAAAAUAGCUCGUAAUAAAAACACUUCCAACUACCACUUUCUUUAUGGUGAAAUUUUUGACUAUUGAUGUUAAUUAUAACAUUUUAGAAUUAUUUAAAAAUUAAGAUAUAUUUUACUUUUUAAUCAUUUGUAAGAUUGGUUAUUUUAAGCAACUAUUUAAAUAAUCAAAUCAAACUAAAUUAAAAAAAAUUAAGUUCAAUUUUUUGAUUUCCUUCACAUACAGUGUCCAGAUUUGUUAAUCGAUUGUUAUUUUUUAACUCUUU
Molecule: messenger RNA, 2142 nt
Organism: Chelonus insularis
Lineage: Eukaryota; Metazoa; Arthropoda; Insecta; Hymenoptera; Braconidae
Gene: Ada3
Product: transcriptional adaptor 3
Exons: 1
Coding region: 419-1804 (461 amino acids)
Biological process (GO): regulation of transcription by RNA polymerase II
Cellular component (GO): SAGA complex
Molecular function (GO): transcription coactivator activity
Source: RefSeq, a predicted model, not a curated record